UUGAGAAAAGGAAGUAAGAAAAUAUAUAAAUUCAAUUUAACAUUUUGUUAACUUUCAUUUCGAUUGGUAGUUAACAGAAAAUUAGCAAACAGCAGAGCAGCGCCGUCGUCGUUAAGUGGUGGGCGCACUGCGACUGCUACUACUCUUGUUCACCUUCCCGCGAGUUAUCCUGCUCCCCUCACCCCACAUUACUCCUUCUUCCUCUACCUUUCUGCCCUGCUCCACCGCUAAUAAACUCAAUUAACCAAUAAUAUUUGUAUGAAUAUCAUUCCCAACUCCAACCAUCAUGGAUCCCUGCCCUUUCGUGCGGUUAACCGUAAGCAAUCUCGCGCUUAAAAUCCCGGUGGCGGCGAAGCCGGCUCGCUCCGCCGUUCACCCCUCGUCGUCGCCGUGUUUCUGCACGAUCGAGCUGAAAGGCUUCCCACUCCAGAGCGCCGUGGUGCCCUACAUUCCGCCGGAAAACGCCCAAUUCCCCGACGGAAACCCUCCGACGCUCGCCGCCAGCUUCCACCUCAGCAAAGCCGACCUCGACCGCCUCACCGCCAAAUCAUCCAUCUUCUCCAUCUCCAAGCGACCGCAGCUCAAAAUCUCAGUCUACUCCGGCCGCCGCGGCGCCACGUGCGGCCUGAACGGUGGCCGAUUGCUGGGGAAGAUAACGGUGCCGCUGGAUAUGGCGGCGGCGGAGUGUAGGGCCGUGGCCUUCCACAAUGGGUGGAUUAAUGUGGGGAGAGAGGCUAAAGGCCCCGCGCAGUUCCACUUGAACGUGAAGGCCGAGCCCGACCCGAGAUUCGUAUUCGAGUUCGAUCGUGAGCCCGAAUGCAGCCCGCAGAUUUUCCAAAUUCGCGGGAAUAUUCGGCAGCCCGUCUUCACCUGCAAAUUCAGUCUCCGUACAGCUGACCGCAAUCAGCGUUCCAGUGAUAGGUCUUUUCCAUCGGAGCACGCUAACAAUGGUGGAAGGGGUUGGUUGAGUUCGUUUGGGAGCGAAAGAGAACGGCCAGGAAAGGAACGGAAAGGGUGGUCCAUUACAAUCCACGAUCUCUCCGGUUCGCCGGUUGCGGCGGCCUCGAUGGUUACGCCGUUUGUGGCGUCGACCGGUUCGGACCGGGUGAGCCGGUCCAACCCGGGCUGCUGGCUCAUACUCCGGCCGGGCGACGGCACCUGGAAGCCGUGGGGCCGCCUCGAGGCAUGGCGCGAGCGCGGGACGGCCGACGGCCUCGGCUACCGGUUCGAGCUGAUUCCAGACUCUGCAGCUGCCGGCAUUGUCCUGGCGGAGUCGACCAUCAGCUGCAGCAAGGGAGGGAAGUUCGUGAUUGACUUGGACGGGAACGGGGCGGCGUCGCCGGUCUGCAGCCCCCGGGGCAGUGGGGAUUUCGGAUACGGGCUGUGGCCCUAUUGCAUGUACAGAGGGUUCGUGAUGUCGGCUCGGGUGGAAGGAGAGGUGCGCCGUGGGGGUGGGGGAGUGGUGGCGCCGUUGGUGGAGGUCAGCGUGCAGCAUGUCAGCUGCACGGAGGAUGCGGCGGCGUUCGUGGCGCUGUCGGCGGCGUUGGACUUGAGCAUAGAUGCUUGUAGGCUUUUCUCUCAAAAGCUUCGCAAGGAAUUGUGCCCUCCUCAAGAUUUACUCGUCUGAUUCAUUUUCUUCAAAAUUAAUCCCCUUUCUCCUUUUUGUUAUUGUAUUUAUUUGUUUAGAGUGACAAUUGGUUUGAAAAUUCUGUUAAAUCUGGAGUAGUUUUAGGACUAACUAAAAGUAGGAUGAAUGUACAGAUGUUACAAAGAAGGCACGCUGCGUUUUUUUAGUGUGUUUUUUUACCAUUGCUUCUAUCAAGAAUAUUGAUGGUAUUACUUCA
Salvia miltiorrhiza (redroot sage) is the source of this 1844-nucleotide messenger RNA. RefSeq lists its product as uncharacterized. The coding region runs from base 287 to 1627 and encodes 446 amino acids. The transcript has 2 exons. The record is from RefSeq and is a predicted model, not a curated record. Lineage: Eukaryota; Viridiplantae; Streptophyta; Magnoliopsida; Lamiales; Lamiaceae.